Molecule: messenger RNA, 681 nt
Organism: Spea bombifrons (plains spadefoot toad)
Lineage: Eukaryota; Metazoa; Chordata; Amphibia; Anura; Pelobatidae
Product: olfactory receptor 6N2-like
Exons: 2
Coding region: 1-681 (226 amino acids)
Biological process (GO): G protein-coupled receptor signaling pathway
Cellular component (GO): membrane
Molecular function (GO): olfactory receptor activity; G protein-coupled receptor activity
Source: RefSeq, a predicted model, not a curated record
AUGACAACAUUUGGGAAUCUCAUGGUCAUUGUCAUAAUUAGACUUGACCCCCGUCUUCACAUACCCAUGUACUUCUUCUUGGUCAAUCUUUCCUUCAUAGAAAUGCUCUACACUACAACAAUUAUCCCAAACAGUCUGAAGAACUUCCUUUAUGAGGACAAACACAUCUCUUAUGAAGGCUGCUUCACUCAGAUGUUUUUCUUUAUUGGAUCAGGAAGCUCAGAGUGUGCCCUUCUCUCUGCAAUGGCUUAUGACAGGUACAUUGCUAUAUGCCUUCCAUUGGUCUAUUCUAAUUAUAUGAAUCAUUCAUCUUGUGUCAAGUUGGUUUUGGUCUCGUGGACAAUUGGUUUCCUAAAUUCUCUUGUCCACACUGUUUAUACAGCUACUUUACCCUUCUGCAAGGACAAUAGAAUCAGCCACUUCUUCUGUGAUAUUCCACCACUUUUGACACUAUCUUGCAAAGACACUAGACCAAAUAAAUUAGUGUCAGUUUUAGUUGGAGGAACUUUAAUAGUGGGCAGCCUAAUAUUCAUUUGUAUUUCAUAUUUUUGCAUUGUCAGAGCUAUACUCAAAAUAUCCAGAUCAAAUGCCAGAUACAAAACCUUUUCAACAUGUGUAUGUCACCUAACAGUGGUUGUGAUAUUUUUUGCUUUAGGAACAAAGACUUUCAGAAGGCAGUAG